Molecule: messenger RNA, 2553 nt
Organism: Priapulus caudatus
Lineage: Eukaryota; Metazoa; Priapulida; Priapulimorpha; Priapulimorphida; Priapulidae
Product: ancient ubiquitous protein 1-like
Exons: 12
Coding region: 122-1333 (403 amino acids)
Cellular component (GO): membrane
Molecular function (GO): acyltransferase activity; ubiquitin binding
Source: RefSeq, a predicted model, not a curated record
GAAACGUAAUAAUCAUGUCGGCGCCCACUAGAAGUGACACAAUGGCAGAUGAUUUAUUUUAACAUUAUUAAUAAGUUGAUUUAAUGUGCAAAUCUUAUUGUAAGUAGAUACGUAUUUGACGAUGCCAACAGCUACAAUAUUCGAGAUAAAAGAGCUGUUUGUGCAAUCAAGAUUCCCGACAGGAUGGCAGCUCUUAACCGUGAUUCUUUAUUUCCCACUUGGGAGCGUCCUGGCAUUACUCAGGUUCUUCAUCGGACUUCACGCAUUUGUCGUUUCUUGCAUCUUACCGAAGAUGUCAACGGUUCGAAGUAUAGUGCUGCGGUGCAUGUGCUCCGUUCUGGGCGUGAUUGUGACUCGGGAUGGCACAGAGAAUCAAAUGAAAUCAGCACGAGUACUAGUUUGCAACCACGUGACACCACUGGAUCAUCUGGCAGUUGACCUAGUGAUGGCAAAUAUAAUGCCCAGUGUGUGGGAUAUACCCGAGUUACUGAACUGGGCAUUAGGAUAUGAAGAUUUGGGUGUUAAACAGGGACGGGAUGUUCUGAUCAAAAAUGCCAAAAAACAUUGUUCAGAAUCAAAUGUUCCCAUUUUAAGCUAUCCUGAAGGUGCUUCUACAAGUGGCAAAAGAGGAUUGUUAAAGUUUAGCACAUGGCCAUUCUCUCUGGAACAGCCUGUCCAGCCUGUUGUUAUCACUGUCAGACGAUUACCACUUGUGGCCAUAACCCCAUCACCAAUCGGAAGUAGAUGGUGGACAGAUCUGAUGUGGUUUGCAUUUGUGCCAUAUACCAAAUUUCACUUGAGAAUAUUACCGGUGCAAGUAAAAGAAAAUACAGAGAGCAUCGAUGACUUUGCUGUCCGAGUUCAACAUCUGAUGGCACAAGAACUGCACAUCGUGCCAACUAAACACACGAGUGCUGACAAAGUUGAGUACGUGAAGAGACACUUUGAUACUUCAGAUGCAAGUCCGGUACCAUUGCGUCAGAAGCAGAAGGAGCAGCUACUGUACAUGUCAGACCCACUAUUUAAUAAGUGUCAGCAAGUGAAGGAAGUUCUUCCCCUAGUCCCUAUAGAGAUCAUUCGAAGAGACUUAGCAAAUACAAGAUGUGUCGAUGAAACGAUAACAAAUAUAUUGGAAGGCAGAGUCACAUAUACACCAGAACUUCCUGCAACCUCUAAAGCUCAAUUAUCCAGUUGGUCUACUAAAACUCCGACAAAGGAUCAAAAAACAAUGUGGGCAACGUCUUCAAAAGAUCGCAUGAAAUCUUACCAGGAGAGAAAAGCAGAAUUUAUAGCAGAGGCCAAGCAUAAGUAUAUGGAAAAACAUGGAAUAUAGUAAUACGUUGGCAUACAUGGUAUAAACUCUUAAUGUUUAGCUUAUUUCAUUUAUUGCAAACAUUUAACUGUUACAGAUAUUAGACAUGUUCAUUUGCAUUUGCACUGCAAUCUUGAAUUUUAAAAAGGCCGACAUUUCUCAGUUUGUUUAUAAAUUAGUGACAAAUACCUGUGUAAUUUACAUUGCGAUUAGUUGAAUGAUCUUUUAUACUAGAGAAAAUGUGUCAAUAGCAGGCUAUUGUCUAGAAUUAUUAGCCGCGUCUACACGAGGCGCAACGGAUGUGGAAUUUUUAGAACCUGUUUCUGUUCAUGGUUUCGGUCUACUCGAUUAUCAUUUAGAACUUCUAAGAAAUUUCUUUUUUGUUAGUAGGGUGUGCUUAUCAGUGUGGUCCCAUUUGGAUAAGGUCAAAAGCUUUGCUCUUGUAGUUGUCAUUUUCCACAUGACUGUAAUAGUUUUUGGAUUUAAGUGCCUACUAACAAGGUUACGACUUCACACAAAGUAUACAAUGUAGACUGAGGUUCCUGGAAAUUAAACUACAUGCAAAAGCAUAGCAGCCACUUGCAAGUGAGUCUCGAAAAACCAAGAUAUCUGAGCCCACACAAACCAAUUGGAAAGGCAAACGUGAAUAACGUUCAAUCUGCACCAUUCCCGAAAAGAGUCCUAAAAAAAGCAGGUUCUUCAAACUUCAAACAUUUUAUGUAGAUAUGCAGCCUAGGUCUGUUUUCUCACACGUCCGGCUAUCAGCAUUAUUUCGAGUUGAGUUGGGAUCUUAGUAGUUUAAUAUGCAACUUGCUUUUGUUGUUCAGUAUCAGUAAGUAAAAUGUAUGUCAAAUGCUGUUUAUAAAAUUUGCUGGCGUUUAUGAAGAUUGACACUAUAUUGCUUGUGCUGCAGUUGCUCCAACCUGCGAUUGUAGGUUAUUAUACUUAGGUGUAAAUUUUCUCACAUUGUAGAUAACGAGUUUGUAGUGAAAGUAAUGAAUUAAUUAUCUCCAAGUGUACUAUUUAUUGAAGCAUAGCCCUAUAAUUUUCACCUUAAUGAUUUUAUCAGUUGCUGGAUGCUAAAUCUAACUUCAAAAGUGCAAAUCAAGUCAUGUCAGCGAGUGGCAUAUCAAACGCCGGCAAUUUUUUACAACAAACUUAUUUAUUAAAAAUGCACAUUGAAUGUUAAAAAUGAUACUGUUGCAUGAAUAAAACCCAAUUUGACAGAAAGAAAUGCUAAA